GAUUCUUUUCCUCUUAUAUUCGUUUGUUCUAUUCAUCAUGUCUACCACUGGAGAUUCUGGCGCUGCGCGCUCGUUCCCCACAAUCAAGCAUGUGAAGACUUUCCUUACACAAGGACCAGGAUCUGGCGGCGACUACCACAAUGUACACGGCGGUCAUUGGCUGAUUGACAGCAAGAUUUCAACGCCAAUGAGCCAGUACGAAACAUACAGAAAGUCGAGAACCAGCUGGGGUAUCAAUGUCUUGGGAUCUUUCUGCGUGGAGCUCGAGGCCUCGGAUGGGACCAAGGGCUUUGCGACUGGCUUUGGAGGCCCGCCUGCAUGCUGGCUUGUAGCAGAGCAUUUCGAGCGUUUUUUGGUCGGUCAAGAUCCAAGAGAUACGAACCAUCUCUUCGAGCAGAUGUACCGUGCUUCUAUGUUCUACGGUCGCAAGGGACUCCCGGUCGCCGUCAUCUCCGUCAUCGAUCUCGCCAUCUGGGAUCUCCUCGGCAAGAUUCGAAAUGAGCCGGUAUACAAGAUGAUUGGUGGAGCAACGCGGGAGCGUCUCAACUUUUACUGCACUGGCCCAGAGCCAGCUGCGGCGAAAGAGAUGGGCUUCUUCGGCGCCAAGGUGCCUCUUCCAUACGGGCCUGGUGAAGGCCAUGAGGGCUUGAAGAAGAAUGUCGAGUUCCUCACCAAGCACCGCGAGAGCGUUGGGCCGGACUUUCCCCUCAUGGUGGAUUGCUACAUGUCACUCAAUGUACCUUAUACCAUUGAGGUCGUUAAAGCCACAGAGCAUCUGAACCUGAAUUGGUGGGAGGAGUGCUUGAGCCCGGAUGAUACCGAUGGCUUCGAGCAGAUCAAGCGAGCGCAUCCCUGCAUGAAGUUCACAACCGGCGAACACGAAUACUCGCGAUAUGGCUUCCGGAAACUCAUCGAGGGCCGCAACCUGGACAUCAUCCAGCCGGACAUUAUGUGGUGUGGAGGACUCACAGAGCUACUGAAGAUUUCCGCGAUGGCGAGCGCGUACGACAUCCCGGUUGUGCCUCACGCUUCGGGCCCAUACAGUUACCACUUCGUCGUUAGCCAGGCCAACUCUCCUUUCCAAGAGUACCUCGCGAACUCGCCUGACGGCAAGUCUGUUCUCCCAGUCUUUGGCAACCUGUUUAUAAACGAACCCAUCCCCACCAAGGGCUACCUCGACGUGUCGCAACUGGACCUGCCGGGCUUUGGACUCGUGCUCAACCCAAAUGCGGGUCUCAUUGACGCCGCAAGAAUUCUCAACCCUGCACCAGCCAAAUCUCUGAAAACAGUCGAAGAGACGCAGUCUGAGCCAGUUCAAAUCAGUGGCACCGAGGCUGUUGUCAAGAGUGACGCUUAGAGGACGUUGUUUGUGUUUUUUGGCGUUAGGGUAUCAUAUUGUCUCGGUCCUCCAUCGCAUCGAGCGAUGUUAUGCAUAGAUGACUUUGGCGUCGAACCCCAGCAAGAAUGCUUUUGACUGCAAAGGUGGGUUAACAGUGGUAUGAAGUUACGAAAUGAUACACGAAAUGAUCUUCACGACCCUGUCGUGUCAUAGGCUUAAAAGAAAGGGCGGAGUCCGACCUUUCUGGUAUAGCGCGGGCGGUGCCUUCGACAACUUUGGAACGCU
Molecule: messenger RNA, 1624 nt
Organism: Dothidotthia symphoricarpi CBS 119687
Lineage: Eukaryota; Fungi; Ascomycota; Dothideomycetes; Pleosporales; Dothidotthiaceae
Product: enolase C-terminal domain-like protein
Exons: 5
Coding region: 38-1357 (439 amino acids)
Biological process (GO): carbohydrate catabolic process
Molecular function (GO): magnesium ion binding; L-rhamnonate dehydratase activity
Source: RefSeq, a predicted model, not a curated record